This is a messenger RNA of Zerene cesonia (dogface butterfly), 4427 nucleotides long. RefSeq names its product serine/threonine-protein kinase MARK2 (gene Nuak1). Lineage: Eukaryota; Metazoa; Arthropoda; Insecta; Lepidoptera; Pieridae. The transcript is spliced from 28 exons. Gene Ontology annotation, molecular function: tau-protein kinase activity; ATP binding; protein serine/threonine kinase activity. The record is from RefSeq and is a predicted model, not a curated record. Gene Ontology annotation, biological process: intracellular signal transduction; protein phosphorylation; microtubule cytoskeleton organization. Gene Ontology annotation, cellular component: cytoplasm. Bases 240 to 3305 code for a protein of 1021 amino acids.
UAGUUUUUAGACAUUUGACAAAAAAGAUGGCAGCGAUUGCCGACUGCUGUCCUUCGGAUUUAUUGCGAAAAUGGCGCAUUAUGUGAAAUUUUCACGUUAUUUAUUAAUUAUAAGUGAAAAUUUGUGCAGUGCUGCUUUGUGAUGGUGUGUUAAAGUUACAUGAAUGACAGUGAUAAUCGUGUGUAAAUAGGAGGACAGCUUUCUUUGGGAUAUUGGAUUACACAUAAAAUAAAGACAAAAUGGUGGUCGGCGAGAACAAGCGUACGGCCAACAUCAUGGACGGUAUCGAGAAUACCGGCGAUGUGCGGCUACAUGAUCAUCGGUUACGGCUGAAACAAAGAUUCGAUAUAGUAAGAAAAUUAGGCCAAGGUACAUACGGAAAAGUGCAAUUGGGUAUUAACAAGAAGACUGGACAAGAGGUGGCAAUUAAGACGAUAAAGAAAUGUAAAAUUGAAACAGAAGCUGACUUGAUACGCAUUCGACGAGAGGUGCAGAUUAUGUCUUCGGUCAGGCACCCGAAUAUUGUACAUAUAUAUGAAGUAUUUGAAAAUAGUGAAAAGAUGAUUUUGGUAAUGGAAUAUUGUUCCGGUGGCGAAUUGUACGAUUAUCUUAGUCAGAAAAAAGUAUUAGAAGAAGAUGAAGCAAGAAGGUUAUUUCGUCAAAUUGCAACCGCUGUAUAUUAUUGCCAUAUACAUAAGAUCUGCCAUAGAGAUUUAAAGUUAGAAAAUGUCUUACUCGAUGACACGGGCAGUGCCAAGAUAGCGGACUUCGGUCUCUCCAAUGUGUUCAAAGAAACAUCAUUAUUGUCUACGUUCUGCGGCUCCCCGCUGUAUGCGUCGCCGGAAAUCGUUAAAGGAACGCCUUAUAUUGGUCCUGAAGUAGACUGUUGGUCACUGGGAGUACUACUUUACACACUGGUGUACGGCGCCAUGCCGUUCGACGGUUCUAACUUUAAACGCCUAGUUCGACAGAUUAGCAACGGAGAUUAUUAUGAGCCUAAAAAUCCGUCUACCGCGUCGCCUUUAAUUCGUGACAUGCUGACGGUGGACCCGUUGAAGCGUGCCGACAUCGUGUACAUUUGUGAUCAUCCGUGGGUGAACACGGGCUGCGAGACGUCGUGCCUGGAGGUGGCCGAGGCGCUCGCUGCGCAGACGCCCGUGCGGCUCGACUUGCUGCUGUCGCUCGCUCCCGCCGCGCCCUCGCACUCCAACAGUGUCGUCGUGCCGCCUGAGCAGACAGAACUUGGCGGCCCUGAUGAGAGCUGCACAGACCUAACAAGCUCCACCUCGAUGGCAGUGGAACCCAGCAAUUCGGCUGAGAAACGGAUUCUGGAACUUGUAGCAGAGGGUGGCGAAGACGCGAUAAAACCAUCGCCGACGCGCACCAUCGUGUCUGCGGGUGACAACAAGCGCAAGCUCGAGCUCGCCAUGUCUGCGAGCGGAUUGCAGAGGAAGAAGGACAGGGUUGCCAGUUGCGCCAGUAUCGCCGGAGCGCCGCCCGCGUUGCCGGAGGAAGCAAGUGUGCCUGACGAGGAGCCGGAGUAUAAUAACGAUGAGGCCCCACAACCAUCCCUUAAAUCGUCGGCCACUAUCACGAUUGCGCCUGCGCCUGCCACAGUGGAGCUUAGCAAGGCGCCAACCGUUGAAAUUAAAGAUGUGCCCAAAGAUGAGGAGAAACCCAAGGUGGUGACGCCAAAGAGAGCUGCGAAAAUUGACACGUCUCCAGAGAAACCAGAAGAAACUAAGGUGGAAAAUAAUAAAUCAACGGUAUCUGCGGCUGCAGAUAAGCUCACCUCUCUGUCGCUAACUCAGCCGGCGCAGACACCUGCUGCCGCUCCAGCGCCCGCACCAGUCAAACCAAAGAAAUUGUCUAUCGGUGGUCACGUUGGUAGCUUCAAGGAGCAAUUCGAAAGAAGAGCAUCUCUUACCACAUCGCCAGAAGUAAAACGAAAUGUUUCCAAACCAGUUGUGUCGAAAAUCGCGAAGCCUAAAGCUCAAAGUGAAGAUCGCGAGCUAACAAGCAAACCGCAUGAUAAUGGAACAGUGCGUCUGCAACAGAUCGGCAUCGAACCACCUCAGUCGCCAGUCGAAAGUGGAGAGGGGCAACAAACGCAAAUGAACACAGGCGGUGUGAAGAAGACGGAGAGCGAGCCCGCGCACGCCUCCACUGCGGUCGACCCGGCUGUGCUGUUGCAGGAUGCUAGAAGGAGCCUGCAGAGUUCUAUGGCGAAAUUGGUGGAGGAACGCGCGGGAGAGGAGAGCCGCCGUCGCGCCGCUAGAGACAUCAUAUCCUCCGCUAUUAGAACUGGCAAGCCGCCGGUGCCGUACGGGCGCUCGUCGUCGGCGGGCGUGACGUCACUCGCGUCGCCGCCGUCCACGCCGCCCGCCGCCGCGCCGCCGCGCGCCGACGGCAAGCUGUUCCGCACCGAGGCGCAUCACCGCGUCGAGGACCAUCGUAACAGAGGCGUGUCUGUGGAGCGCAUCAUACCAAUCAGCAUGUCGCCGGAGGACGCGACGGCCCCGCCCGCCGCCCCCGCGCCCGCCCCGCCCGCCGCCGCCCCCGCCCCCGCGCACAAGCCCGCACCGCGCUUGCACACACCGCUUAGGCGUCUGGCGUCGAGCGAGUCGACCGGCGCGGGCGAGGCGAGCCCGAGCGGCGGCGAGCCGAUAAAGAAGUCGGCCCGCGAGUUCAUCAUACCGAUCGCGGUGGAGGGCAAGGGCUACGUGACGCCGCGCCAGCGCAGCCUCGAGCCGGAGGCCGCGCCGCGCUCGCCGCUCGCGCACCCGCCGCGCCUCACGCCCAGGCGCAUCAGUAGUCUAGUUAGCGGUGGUGAAUCCGAAGAAGAAGAUGAUACUCAUAUGCAUAGAUUGAGGUCGAGUCGCUUGGCCCGCGCGGAGUCUGUCAGCUCUGGCGAAGAAGACGAAGAGGAUGAGGGCUUCCACCUGCUCACCGCUGAGAAUCUAUUCUCUACUCUACUGCACAGGGUGCGUGCGCUAACUCAGCGUCUAAACGGCGAAGAGGGCACGGGCUUCCAGCAUCCGCACUCGCUUUUCAACAAUUUGCAUUCACCGUUCUUUAACAGCCCUCACUUACCUCGGAGACAUUUCAUCACACAUAGGUAUACGGAAAAUAAAAGAAGCGUUUCAGAGACGCGCGAGGGGUGGUCGUCGCGCGACAUGCAGUCGCCGUUCGACUCGAUGUUCAGCAAGUCGCGCGCGCAGAUGCCGCGAGAUCCACUGGCUCACCUAAAAGCGAAGGCGACGGUACAGAACGCUCUGCGAAAGGCGACUGAGAGACGUUACUAGGGAUGUAUUGCACCACACUCGUUGCUGUUCUCUUUACAUAAGCAUUUUCAUAUAAUCCAUUAAUGUAUGUUCGAAUCUACUGCAGUCUAAUAUUUAAAACGAAUCUCCAAUAUGUUUUCUUGCUAAUGUCCUGUUGUUGAAUAUAGAGAUAUCUUGCCAAUGGAGUAGUCUGCUUGCAUUUGCAUAGUUUGUACUUAGACUAAUGCACAUAAAAUCUCAUUAGUGGCAAAUUAGAAGUUAAAUUUCGGUAGGUUUUAUUGUCAUCGAUCAUCAUAGCUGUGAUGUUGUCAUUUUUGCUUUUUAAAAUAUUAUAUAUUACGAACGAUAUGCGAUAAAAUAAACAAAAUGAAACGCCAAAUGUACGUUUUGUAUAUUUAUUAAAAUUUUAUAUGAGUAUAUAAUGCCAAAUAUUAUUGAACCGUAAAAUGAUAUGAAAUCAGUUUAAUUGUGAAUUGAAUCUUAUGUGCCUUUAUAAACCAAAAGCGACUGGAUUUGUCCAUUUUAUUAAGAGACAUGAAAUGACACGAUUUAAUGUGUGUUUGCACAAAUAUAUUUAUUACUCAAUAUUUUUAAAUGAUUAAGUUACUAUUAAUUGACUUAUAACUAUGCGCUUCCCUAAGUCAAUUUUAAGUUUAAAUGUUGAUAAUUUAUCAGAUAGUAUUGUUUGCUAAGUCAUGUAACAGUUAUCGAAUAGAAUGGUGCUUAGUUAAAACGUUUUCUUAGACAUAAAUUGUAUUAAUAAACAUUGUCUCUUAUAACGUAAAAGUAUUACAGGUAAUUAAAGUUCUCGAAUUUUAUUACAUCCUCAUAAUAUUAUUUGUUGACAGAUCAGAAGUAUUUUGAAUGAUAAUAUAAGUUUUAACUUAAUUUGUUGCCAUUUUCAUUGUUUUACUAUAUCAUUUUAAGCCCAAUUUUUAUAAGCAAUAAUGAUUUCAUGUUUUUUAUUCGUAUUAAAAUUAUUUAUUAAUUUAAUCAUUAGUAUCGAGCUAUUUAUUUGUGUGUAGUGAUUAAUAAUAUUGUUCGGUGUCAUAGUCAAAAUGAACUCAGAAUGUGAUUGAAUAAUAUUUUAAUUGCUAUCACGCGCGUUUUGUAUUGAAUGUGAAUAAAUUAUAGUUAAAACAA